UCUCAAAGAAAUCAAUUCGCCAUUCAAUCCCAUUUCAAAAUCAAUUCACUCUGAAAUUAUUUUUCUCUAUUUCUUCUCUUAAAUUUGUUUCUCCUUAUUUCAUCUCAGAAACUGUCCAAGUUUUUCCCAAUUUCUUCAUCAUUUUUUCGAUUUCAUCUUCAAUCAAUUCCUUCAAUUUCCACUUUAAUUGACUUCCUCUUCAAUACAUAUUCGUCUUCAAUUGUGUUUCUUUAAUUGGAUUUCUCUUUAAUCGGAUUUCAAUAUGUAUUCAGUGACUUAGCGAUUUACGAUUUAGACUCUGCGAGUCAGACUCGGCGAUUUAAUCAGAAAUUGUCCAAGUUUUUCCUCUAUUAGCAAUUUGCAUUAGUUGAAUGAUUUGAUUGAUUUUAAUAGUUUAUAUUUUAAAAUUGAUUUGAAGUUCUUCUAUUUUCAUAUUCAGAGAAAUGAUAGUGAUAGAGCAAAAAACAGAUAUGGAGUUUUUCAUCUUCAAGCUCAGGUUUGAUUGAAGGAUUUUGUUGAAAUAGUAUAAUGUAAUUUUUCUCAGUUUUGAUUACAUUACUUUGCAGUUACUCCUUUUUAUUUGGCCUGUAAUUUGAUAUUGUUAUUACUUACUGCAUACUGGUUUGGAAUUUUGUUUGCAUUUAACAUUUAAUAUUUGUGAUUGCAAUUUGCAAAUUGGUUUGCAUUUUUCUAUUUACUUCAUGGUUAGGCAAUUGGCAUUUGGUUGGCAUUUUGAUAAUGCUAUUGUUGAUUGCAUACUGGUUUGCAUUUUGCUAUUGCCUUCAAUUACUUUUUAACUAUUUUAUGUUGCCAACCUAUCUGUUACGUUGGAUUUCCAUAUUGUCGUCAUUCUUCUCUUGCAUUUCCAGUCAAUCGCAUCAUUAAUUAACAGCAGAAAUUUAUCUGUGUGGAAUUGUUACUUCAUGCAUACUGGUUUUCCUCCUUUUUACAUUACUUGUAGUUACUCAUUUUUAUUUUGGCUUGUAAUUUGAUAUUGGUAUUACUUACUGCAUACUGGUUUGGCAUUUUUUUUGCACAGAAAGAUUUAAAGCCAGUGAAAAUGAAACUAACUGUUGACUGUUAGGCCAAGCUGUAGUGUACACUGAAGAACGUUCUUAACCGCCUCUUAGAAUUCAGUCUCCUUUUGAAGAAGUAAGCUAAUCUUAUUGAAGUAGAGAGAAUUAGCUUAAAUGACUCUUUCUUGUGAGACUGCGGUGAAAUAGCGAUUCUAGAAUUCAGUCUCCAUUUUAAUUUUUUUUAUUUAUUUUGAUUUUGAGGCAUUCUAGAAUCUUUUGUAGUGAAUGCUUGAAUGAUAAGUUAUUGGGACAUCAAAUUCAUGCAGUUUUGUUUUUCAACUUCGGUUGAUGGCAAAGUUAGAGCUUUGAUGUAUGAAAACCAAACAUUCUAUGUCGAAUACAACACUUCCGAAAAGUGUUCUACCAAAAUACUCUAUAGUUCUGAUGGAACUAGGUAAGAAAAUAAGAAAUUUUAAUAGAGAUGGAAAUGUAUUUAGCCAAGAUUAUAUAUACUUUUAUUUUUCAUUUUACGUCGAGUUGUAACUGCUAUUACUAGCUAGUUGAGUGAGAUGAACCUAAAGGAGCAGUAAAAAGAACAUAUUCUGGAUUUGAAAAGAAAUAUGUCGGUACGGUGCAAUUCUGGAUUUGGAAAUUUAUAUUUUGUUGUUGUUAUUCUAAUACCUUUAUGUUUAAUUUAUAUUAUGUAUUUGUGUAUAUGUAUUGAACUUGUGUUUGAAAUGUUGUUAUUUUAUUAAGACUAUUGGAGACUGUUAAUUAAUUAAUUAAUCAAUUACUAAAAUGUUGAACAACUAGGCUUUCAUGUGUUUGAUUAAAGGGUUGUAAGAUGGUAUUAUGUAAGGCCCUUCACUACUUUGUUAGUGAAUGAGAAUUUGUAAUUCUAUCAUUUUUCUCUUGGUGGGAUUAUGUUAUCUAUUGGGAUAAGACUAUCCAUAGAUGAUUUUGCUCUUGCAUUCACAAGGUUUGAUUUUCAUUAUUAUUAUAUUUUUUUUCCUAAUUAUAAAAAUAAUUAGGAAUCGAACUCAAUACGCCAGAGUUUCUAACACUCAUGCACCAACUACUUGUGCUAGACUUCGGUGGGGUUUUUCUGUUUAUUUUUAAUAAUUGAAAUCAUGGAAUUUAUUCCAACAUUCAUUGUUUUGAUUUCUAUUGCAUGCCUUUACCACUUCCCAUUGGGUUUAUUGCUCAAUAUGUAUCUUGAUUGCAAAGGCUUUCAGUUUGCCUAGAAUGUUUUAUGCAGACUUUAUUCUCAAAGCUUGUGAUUCAGGAGCUCAGUUAUCUAGCUAUGCAAGCUUUAUAAGCAAAGGGGAUGUAGCCCUAUGCAUUCUUCUUACAACCUAUACCACUAUUGUGCCAGUUGAUUCAUUUGCCAUGUCUAAGUCGAUAUUACAGGUUGUUCUUGUUGCGGUGACACUUGGUCUUCUUAAUACGUACGCGAAGCCAGUUGUAUCUGUUAUUCAACCCGUGAUGCCCUUUGUUGCUAUGAUUUGUACUUCAUUGUACAUUGGCAUCCCUCUUGCUAUAAACUGAAAUCAAAUUUUGUCAGGCGAAGGUCUCCGUUUGGUUGCUCCAAUAUUAAUGUUUCAUGCUGCUGCAUUCACCAUAGGAUAUUGGGUCUCAAACCUGCCAUCCUUAAGGUAUAUGCUCACUUUUUAGAAAGUUUAUUUGAAAAUGGAAAUACUAAAUUAUAUUACAUUUAUGCAGA
Messenger RNA from Cicer arietinum (chickpea), 2739 nucleotides. The record is from RefSeq and is a predicted model, not a curated record. NCBI's taxonomy places the organism in Eukaryota, Viridiplantae, Streptophyta, Magnoliopsida, Fabales, Fabaceae.